AUGGAGGAGCCCAUUACGAGGUCUGCUGGACAUGGCUUUCCAGGUGCCAGGUUAAAAAAAAUUAAGAGACUGGUUUUUAAUGGACAGGUUGAUGGUUUUCUGGUCAGUGGGAUCUCCCGGAGAAGAGACCCACCUGCAGAUAAAGAGACUUGGGUGAGCUAUUUAGACAGCGAAAGAUGUCCAUUUGAAGGUGACACUUCAAUGACUCCCGUGAAACGUCUAUUCCACUACCGUGCAUGUACCAGAACAGCCUUUGUAAAGAGGUUGAGACGUGAGAAGGGGUUCUUGAACAAAAGGGGCAAAGGGGAUAAAUUUGACGGAAAGAUGUGCCGAAGAUACUCUUUGCCGUUCGAACCAAAAAUGAAAAUGCAAUACUACUUAUCUUUGCAUUUCACACAUGGAGAUGAUCACUGCAUUAAUAUAUUAUGUAGUGAAUAA
Messenger RNA from Dovyalis caffra, 438 nucleotides. Lineage: Eukaryota; Viridiplantae; Streptophyta; Magnoliopsida; Malpighiales; Salicaceae. The record is from the annotation of a GenBank genome assembly.